AACAUUCAGAACCGUGUGAUAACUUUCAGUAAAACGUGGAUUAGAUCAUUUUCAGUGAAACAUUCUGGGGAAAAACAUGAGUGGAUGUCCAUUUCUGGGAGGAAAGCACCAAUUGUUAAGCAGUAACGGCAGCGGGGCAGAAGAAGAGGAUGAGUCUCAGCAGGGCAUCAACAACGCCACUAAAGGAGGAAUCAUCUACGGAGAAUAUCUUCAGCUCGAUAAGGUGCUGAGUGCUCAAGUCUUGCAGAGUCAACUGAAAGAGAACAAAAUCCAUGAUGAGCAUCUCUUCAUCAUUACACACCAAGCUUACGAGCUGUGGUUUAAACAGAUAUUGUGGGAGCUUGAUUCUGUGCGGGAGCUUUUCAUUAAAAACCAUGUCCGAGAUGAGAGGAACAUGCUGAAAGUGGUGAGCAGGAUCCACAGGAUCAGCAUGAUCUUCAGACUGCUGGUGGAGCAGUUUGCUGUGCUGGAGACCAUGACCGCUCUGGACUUCUUCGAUUUCAGGGAAUAUCUGAGCCCAGCGUCAGGCUUCCAGAGUCUUCAGUUCCGCCUUCUGGAGAGUAAGAUCGGUGUGGCGGAUAAUUUGAGAGUUCCUUACAACCGACGGCAUUACAGAGAUAACUUCCACGGACAUGAGAGUGAAGUUCUUCUUAGAUCAGCGGAGGAACCCACACUGCUACAGCUGCUGGAGCAAUGGCUGGAGAGAACUCCUGGACUUGAACAGGAUGGAUUUAAUUUCUGGGGGAAACUUCAAGCCAACAUUGAAAAGGGUCUCAGUCUGAAGAAGCAAAAACUUGAAAAAAUGACAGAUUCUGAGGCCAAACAGGAGAUGCAGGAUGAUCUAAACAAACAGACAGAGAUUUUCUCUGCUCUGUUCGACCCCAAACGACAUGAACAUCUUUUGAGAAAAGGUGAACAGAGACUUUCCUACAAAGCUCUUCAAGGAGCUCUGAUGAUCAACUUCUACAGAGAAGAACCUCGUUUCCAGCUGCCGUUCCAGCUGCUGACGGCUCUGAUGGAGAUCGACACACUCAUGGCCAAGUGGAGAUAUAACCAUGUGUGUAUGGUGCACAGAAUGAUCGGUAGUAAAGCAGGAACAGGUGGAUCUUCUGGGUACCAUUACCUGCGCUCCACUGUCAGUGACCGUUACAAAGUGUUUGUGGAUUUGUUCAACCUGGCAACAUUCUUGGUACCUCAUGCCUGGGUGCCCAAACUGAACCCCAACGUCCAUACGUUCCCCUACAUGGCCGAAUGUUACGACAGCUCGUAUAAUUCAUGCAGCAGUGAGGACUCAGAUUAAUCGGAUCACUGCAAAAAAUCGUUUUUGCCUUGUUUUUCACUAAAAGUAUCUAAACAUCCUUCAAACAAGAUACACUUAUUAAUGUGCAAAAAUUCUUUAAGACUUGAAUUGAAGUUUUUUGAGGUAAGAAUAAUAAAUGUAUUCCACGAUAUGUUCUCUGAAACCACUUUCGGAGAAUUAUCGUACAUUUCUCUUAUUUUAAAAAUGUAUUUUUUUGUAUUGAUCAGAUGCUCUGCAAAUGUUGUGUUUGUUUGUCCUGGCUGAUGAAUUGAAGUACAGAGAUUAUAGGAAUAAUGCAAGUGCUAUUUAAUGAUCAGCCAAAGUUUGUGUAUUUUGUUCCAUUUAUGUUGUUAACUGAUUUACUGAAAUAUCAAAGAAAUUGCAACUGCAAUGAUGAAAAUGUAUGUAGAUGUAAAAACAGUUCAUCCUAUAGCUCUCUAUGCAGUUAAGUGCAUUCACUCCUAAAAUCUGAUCAAAAGUUCAGUUUCAGGCUGCAGAUGAUGUUUGGAUCACUCAACAUGUUUGACAGACAUGUGACAAUGAUAAUCACUACAUAGAUUCACAAUUUAUAAUGUAUCAUUUUAUUUGAACAUGAUUGACAGUGAUUGGAUGAUGCUGGACAUUACUUUGAAUCUGAAUUAAUUAUGAUAAUUUAUGAUGUCAUGUCAAAAACAUGAAUAAUCAACACUCCUGGAAACAUCAUAAACUAUUUGAUGAAAAAAAAUUAUAUAGCUUAGUGUUAUUUAAAAUUUCACAACGUAGUCUCACUGUCCACAUAUGAGGACAUACAUUUUUAGAAAAAAUAAAUAAUAUAUAUACAACAGUCA
Myxocyprinus asiaticus (Chinese sucker) is the source of this 2127-nucleotide messenger RNA. RefSeq names its product tryptophan 2,3-dioxygenase B. The record is from RefSeq and is a predicted model, not a curated record. NCBI's taxonomy places the organism in Eukaryota, Metazoa, Chordata, Actinopteri, Cypriniformes, Catostomidae. Gene Ontology annotation, molecular function: heme binding; metal ion binding; L-tryptophan 2,3-dioxygenase activity. The coding region runs from base 77 to 1300 and encodes 407 amino acids. The transcript has 12 exons.